Terrapene triunguis (Three-toed box turtle) is the source of this 4621-nucleotide messenger RNA. It is a transcript of the gene CCDC171, whose product is annotated as coiled-coil domain containing 171. The transcript is spliced from 25 exons. NCBI's taxonomy places the organism in Eukaryota, Metazoa, Chordata, Testudines, Emydidae. Bases 684 to 4547 code for a protein of 1287 amino acids. The record is from RefSeq and is a predicted model, not a curated record.
GACGUAGACACUUCUCAUCCUGAGUAAUUCCAAAGUGCUUUACUAGUUGUGAACAUAUUGCCCUGUUCAAAUGCAGCCAUUUCUGAGGUGGAAGGCAACAAGUUGGUUCAUAGUGCAGUGAAGGAAGCAGAAAAUAGGACUGGGUGAACUUGUGUUUUCAGGGAGUUGUGGUUUGGGAUUCUAAUGCUUAGACUACUGAGCACUACGGUGGAGAUUUCUCUGGAGGGAGGGCAGUUUGUAUAUUUGGAUUAUAAACAAAAUCAGUAAAAUGCUGGAUGUGUAUUAGUUCAGAACUUGUUUUCCUAAAAUGUUACUAUACACAAUAGAAAACAAAAUAGCUCGUUCUAAUCAGUGUAGAACCAGGGGCUGCUUCUUGUGAUGGGUUUUGUAUACACAACAAAUGUUCCGGAAAAAAAAAAUCAUGGUAAUUCUUAGAAUGUUCACUGUAUAUUUGCAGAGCACUGAUGUUCUCAUUUUGUAUGAUUUUGUAUCCUAGUGCUUGCUGAUCAGGCUAUCUGAGGCUCAGAAAAUGACAAGGCAGAGCUGACCUACAGGUUUUAAUAUAUCCAUAUGAUGCAAAGAGAAGAGUAAUCUUUGAAGUGUCAGUUUCUGUAAAAGAAUAUAAUUGAAGAUUAUGUUCGUUAUACAGACACGAUAGAUUAAAAAAUUGGAGAUUCGUCAUCAUGAAUUCUACCCCUCCAAUCAGUUACACUAUUCCUGAAAUCAAACGCCUACACUGUAUCCAGAGUGAGUUGAGGCUACUGCAAAAUAGUAGUCAAUCAGAGCUGGAUGUUACUGAAGAUCUGAGAAGGAAACUUCAUCAAGCCAAAAAAGAAAAACUGGACAUAACGACUAAACAUAACCAAGAUCUGUCCAACUAUGAAAGCCAGAUUGCCAGGUUGCGAUCUGAAGUUGAGAAAGGAGAGGCCAUUCGACAAAGUCUGGAGUAUGAACUUGUCAUUGCCAGAAAAGAUGCUGGUCUUGAAAGAUACUCUGCAGAGGAAAAGUUAUGUGAAGCUAGCAAUCGAUUUCAGCAGCUUCAAGCCAUGAAUGCAGAGCUUCAACAGAAAUUGGCUGAGACCGAGAAAGUGUUUCAUAUUUCUCAGCAGAAUUGGAAGGAACAGCAGCAAAGACUUACAAAUGAUUUAGAGGAGAAAGAUAACAUCCUCAAGACCUGUAAUAGUGAAUAUGAGUUACUUCUGAAGGAGAGGACUAAACUGGAAAACGUUAUACAGGAGCGGAACAAUGCACUGCAAAAUAUGCAUAAGAAAAUACAAGAUCUGGAAUUGGAACAUAAUGACUGCACUGACAUUCUCCGGCGACAGGCCAGUGAACUUGAAUACAGUACUGAACGAGAGGAGAGACUUAAAAAAGAUCUUGAGGCAGCUACUGUGAGAGUGAAGAAAUUGGAAGAAAAUAUUGAGGCAGAGAGAGCAGCACAUCUGGAAUCCAAAUUUAAUUCUGAAAUUAUCCAGUUAAGGAUUCGAGACCUUGAAGGAGCUUUGCAGGUAGAAAAAGCCAGCCAAGCAGAAGCUCUUUCUGAUUUGGAAAUGAUCAAGAAAGAGUUCAAAGAGGUGGAAAACGCAUAUGAGAGAGAGAAACGUAAUGCCCAAGAGAGCUUGGAAAAACUCAAUAUAUUCGAAAAAGAGUAUUUUUCUACAAACAAGCAACUAAAUGAAGAGAUUGAGGAAAAGAAGAAAGUAAUUACACAUCUCUCUGAGAGACUCCAGGAUAAUGAAAAAAGUUGCAAAGAAUUACAGGAGGAACUUGCAAAGGCCAAGAAACGCCAGGCCUUCCUAACAGAGAUGUGUGAAAACAAUGUGAGAGAACUGGAGUUACUCUUGGACAGCUUUACUAUGUCAAGCCAGCGGACAGCAGGCAGUCGCAAGGACAAAGAUAAACCUCCAAGCCUCUCUGUUGUCCUUGAGACUUUGAGGAAUACCUUGACAGAUUACCAGAACAAGCUGGAAGAUACAUCUAAUGAGCUAAAGAAAAUGAAAGCUUCAUGUGAGAAGAUGACAAAAGAGAUUGACUCAUCCAAACAAAAAAUAUGGUCUCAAAGUCAAGACCUUAAGGAAGCUCAGGAUAAUCUGGCUGAUGCCAAUGAAGAGUUAAAUCAUCUACGCACUAAGUGUGCAGACAGAGAGGCUUUAAUAGGCACUUUAAAAAUGGAACUGCAGAAUGUACUUCACUGCUGGGAGAAAGAGAAAGUCCGUGCCACAGAAUCAGAAAAUGAAAUCCAGAAGCUUACCAAGGCUUACCAGAAGGAUACUGAGGAGAAGCUAACCUUCCUCCAUACUUUAUAUCAGCAUUUGGUAGCAGGCUGUGUGCUUAUAAAACAACCAGAAGGCAUCCUGGAUAAAUUCUCCUGGCUUGAGCUUUGUGCAAUCUUGCAGGAGAACGUUGAUGCCCUGAUCUUAGACCUCAGCAGGGCUAAUGAGAAGAUAUCUCAUCUAGAAUAUAUUUGCAAGAACAAGUCUGAUACCAUGAGGGAACUUCAACAGACCCAGGAAGACACUUUUAACAAAGUGGCUGAGCAGAUGAAAGCACAGGAAAGCUGUUGGCAGAAACAGAAAAAGGAGUUGGAGCAGCAGUACUCUGGACUCCUUGGGGAAGUUCAUGCAAGGGCACAGAAAUAUCAAGAAAUUGCAGAAAAAGCCAAGGAAAGAUGUUCUGUCAUUGAAAAAGCACGAGAGCAGUUGGUCCAUGAAAAUUCACAAUUGAAAAGUAUAUUAAUGCAGACACAAAAGGAACAUACGUCUCUGCUGGCUGCCUGUGCACUAAUGGGUGGUGCCUUAUAUCCUUUAUACAGCCGAUUAUGUGCCUUGUCUACACAAAGAGACUUUCUCCAGGAUCAGGUCCACACCUAUGAAGUACUCAAACAGGAAAUUAGGACUCUGGUCUGUGCUUUGUCUGAUGUAGAGGAAAAGAGGCAAGAUGAAGUGAAGAUAAAGAAAAAGCAUUUCAAAGGCAUGAUACAUGUAUUCCGGAAAGGUGUUAUUGCAGUUCUAGCAGCACACAGACUUCAAAUUUUGGGACAGUCAAGUAGCUCUCUUUUCUCCUGGGUAGAUGGUUUCAAAGAAGGCAUAGGAAUCCUAGUUUGCAUAGGAGAGGCCAAGGGGAAACACAAUCUGUCAAAACACCAAAAGGAACAAAUCCAUUGUCUUCAAGCACUCAACUGGUUUACUAGUUCUGACCUUCUUGCUGCAAUAAUCAGUUCGGUGGCUGAAUUACAGGAAGUUGUUAGCAAAACAGAUCCAAAUUCCUGGCUUUGUGGACACUUACUCAUAAGUGCAGCCAGGAAUUCUUUUUCAAAACUCAUGGACAGACUUAAUGUGCUAAUGGAGACUAUAGCAGUGGAUAGCAGCAGGACCAUCACAUAUGUAGAGAAGGACUCCUUGGUUCAAAGACUGGCUCGUGGACUUCAUAAAAUAAAUGCACAGGCACUAAAAGCUGGACUAGGUGAUAGAAUACCCAUUACGAAAAGCAUAGCAUCCUUGCAGAAGCAAAUAUUUGAAUUUACACAAAGGCUGCAUACAGCAGAAGUGGAACGCCGUUCACUACGCUUAGAACUCACAGAAUUCAAACGGAAUUUGAAUGAGAUGAAAAAAGAGGCUGACAAAGCCCAGAGCCUGCAAGAGCAAUUAAAUGCAUUUAAGCAAUCUAAAUUGAUCACCCAUGAGAGGUUUGAAAGUGCAUGUGAAGAACUGAAUAAUGCAUUACAUCGAGAGCAGCAGGCACAAAUGCUUUUGAAUGAGCAGGCACAACAGCUACAGGAGUUAAAUUAUAAACUGGAAUUGCACUCAAGUGAAGAAGCGGACAAAAACCAAACCCUAAGUGAAGCUGUAAAGAGUCUCUCCGAGGCAAAGAUGGAGCUGAGAAGAAAAGAUCAAUCUCUGCGUCAGCUCAAUAGACAUCUUACCCAGCUGGAGCAGGACAAGCGUCGACUGGAAGAGAGCAUCCACGAUGCAGAGAGUGCCCUCCGCAUGGCAGCAAAAGAUAAAGAAUUAAUUGCCAGUCAUAUGAAAUCUGUGGAAGCCACCCUACAGAAGGUCAGAGAUCAGAUCUCGCUGUCACGGACUGCGGCAACCAGGAAUGACUUCACCCUGCAGCUACCCAAACUGCACCUGGAGACCUUUGCAAUGGAAGGGCUGAAGGGCGGGCCAGAGGUUGUAGCAUUUCAGGCUCUGAUUAUAAGUUUUAUGGAUGUCUACCAACUCGCAAGCUCCAGAGUUGCUACACUAGAGAGAGAAAUAACAUCUCAUCGACAUCACAUUGCAGCCCUGAAAUCAGAACUCCAAACAGCUUGUCUUCGUGAAAAUGAAAGCUUACAAUCAGAAUCACGAGACAGUUCAAACGUCCCCAUGGCUUCAAGAUCAGCACUUCAGCCCGACCAGAGCUGUAUCCCAGAUUUUUUGCCGUUGCAAGCUGAGGCAGAUACAUCUUACAGUUUUAUACACAAUAGACCCCAUUCUCAGUCUUCAUCCUAUUCCUCUGCCCUCAACAUCUCAGCCAGCACCAAAAGAACAAUACAAAACGGCUUUUAAGACUUUGUAUUAAUUUUAUGAGGAAAAAACUGUAUAAAUUUUAAAUGAUGCAAUUAAAAUGAUAUUUUAUUGGA